UAUUACAGGGCAAUACAGAAGACUUUAGUGCCAUAGAUCACUUUAAUUAUUUAGGGCUGUAGGGCCAGUAAAAACCGCAAAAGGCGCAGGUGCACAUAGGCGGACUUUGGACCCUGCUGCAACAUAUGGAAAUCAUAAAGAUCUUCAAACCAGUAAAACUGCUCUGCUGACUCGAAGAUCAAGUUCCUCCGUGGCAAAAAUUUGUGAUAUCAGAGUGCACUUUCGUUAUCCGCAGAAUCUGUGGGGGGAAUCAGCACUUUGUGACGUAAUGUUGCCUCUCUCCUUAUCGCUGUAGUAUGCUCAAGAUUAGUUCGAAACUAUCGGCUAGGUGCAAAUUCCAAUAAUCCACUUGACUUGCCAGGAGGCAACACUACUAGUACCCAAAUCGAGCAGCUGCCGGUGUGAAGGUGAAGGAGAAGCAACCUGUAGCCAUGACCACCACGGAGAACGUGUCCACGGAGCGCAAAGCGAAUCCAGUGAAGUCCUUCCUGACCGGCGGAUUCGGUGGCAUCUGCAAUGUGCUCUCUGGCCAUCCACUGGACACCAUCAAGGUGCGCCUGCAAACCAUGCCGCGUCCGGCGCCGGGGGAGCAGCCCUUGUACAGUGGAACCUUCGACUGUGCGGCCAAGACCAUCAAGAACGAGGGCGUCCGCGGUCUGUACAAGGGUAUGUCCGCACCAUUGACGGGCGUUGCUCCGAUCUUUGCCAUGUGCUUCGCCGGCUACGCGCUGGGCAAGCGGCUGCAGCAGCGCGGCGAGGACGCCAAGCUCACCUACUCGCAAAUCUUCGUGGCUGGCUCCUUUUCCGGCCUGUUCUCCACCCUGAUCAUGGCGCCCGGCGAGCGCAUCAAGGUGCUCCUGCAGACGCAGCAGGGCCAGGGAGGCCAGCGCAAGUACACCGGCAUGAUCGACUGCGCCGGCAAGCUGUACAAGGAGGGUGGACUACGCAGCGUCUUCAAGGGCAGCUGCGCCACAAUGCUCAGGGAUUUGCCCGCCAACGGGCUAUACUUCCUGGUCUACGAGGCUCUGCAGGAUGUGGCCAAGGCGAAGUCUGAGACUGGCCAAAUUAGCACUGCCUCAACGAUUUUCGCAGGUGGAGUGGCCGGCAUGGCCUACUGGAUUCUGGGAAUGCCAGCCGACGUGUUGAAGAGCCGCCUACAAUCGGCUCCCGAAGGCACUUACAAGCACGGCAUUCGCAGUGUCUUCAAGGAUCUGAUUGUCAAGGAUGGACCGCUGGCCCUAUACCGCGGCGUGACGCCCAUAAUGCUCCGAGCCUUCCCCGCCAAUGCUGCCUGUUUCUUUGGCAUUGAGCUGGCCAACAAGUUCUUUAACAUUGUGGCGCCAAAUUUCUAGUUGGUGUAAUAAAGCUAGUGCCUCGCUAACGUGUUUUUAUAUCUUGAAA
Molecule: messenger RNA, 1401 nt
Organism: Drosophila santomea
Lineage: Eukaryota; Metazoa; Arthropoda; Insecta; Diptera; Drosophilidae
Gene: colt
Product: congested-like trachea protein
Exons: 1
Coding region: 432-1352 (306 amino acids)
Biological process (GO): carnitine transmembrane transport; mitochondrial transport
Cellular component (GO): mitochondrial envelope
Molecular function (GO): O-acyl-L-carnitine transmembrane transporter activity
Source: RefSeq, a predicted model, not a curated record